CUUCCGGCCUCUUAGUGCGCAACUCCUGUCGUGUUUAAAGCGGCGUCACAACAAUGCACCAACACUGCUUCAGUUCGACGCCUCCCACUUGGUUUCUAUCCAACACACUCGGCUUCGAUUAUUUAUUGCAAAAGGGGGAGAAAAGCUCUCUUGGUCCUAGUUGUUCACUCAGCCUGGAACCACCUUCAGAGUCGACUCGCACCGCAAGCCUCGUUUGCUGAAUUUCAUGAUAGUGCUUCUGCUCUGACGUGUAACAUUUUUCUUGGUACAAAUGUUCUUUCUGGUGUGAUGUACCGACUGCUGGUUUUCGUUGUGCUUGCAUGACGUACAAUUUGGGCAGAUAACUACGACUAACCGAGUAGACUCGGCUGCAGAGCGCAGCUCAAGGCGUGGCUCGAUGUGGGGUGGACCGUAACGUUGGACUCCGCCCACACCGGAAAAGACAGCGCCAAGUUGAAGUUAUUCGCUCCAAAUUAUGCUUACGUUUAUGCUUAUGCUUAGAAAUUAUGGAAACGACGAGCCACACAGGACCCGACACCCCUGCAGUGACUCUGAAAAUGUUCACUUUUGAAGAUGCACAGGAGUCGCUGAGUGUGUCCAUUCCUGAGGUUCUAGACGCGCAGUAUGGCAUGUACGUGUGGCCUUGUGCGGUGGUGUUGGCUCAGUACAUCUGGAGCAGAAGAGUUGAUGUAAAGGACAAGACUGUGCUGGAGCUGGGCGCAGGCGUGAGUCUUCCAGGCGUGUUGGCAUCCCGCUGCGGCGCCAAAGUCCUCUUGUCCGACGACGCCAACACGCCGGAGUGCCUGCAGAACUGCAGACGGAGCUGUGAGGCUAACGGUCUGCAUGGCGUGGUCACCUUGCCUCUCACUUGGGGGGAAGUCUCACCCCAACUGAUCAAGCUUCCACACCUCGACUUAAUCGUCGCGUCCGAUGUUUUCUAUGAGCCACGAGAUUUUGAAGACAUCCUGGUCACUGUGGCUUUUCUUCUGCGAAAGAACCCCAAGGCUCAGUUUUGGGUGACAUACCAAGAACGAAGAUUGGAGCAUCGAGGCACUGCUGCACAAGUGGAACCUGGCCUGCGUGGAUGUUGAUCUGGAAACGUUUGACGCCGACAAAUCUGAGCUGGCGGGAUCUAAUCUUCCAGGGAACCACACCAUUCAGAUGAUGAUUAUGACG
Messenger RNA from Syngnathus typhle (broad-nosed pipefish), 1176 nucleotides. It is a transcript of the gene mettl23, whose product is annotated as methyltransferase 23, arginine. Gene Ontology annotation, cellular component: nucleus; cytoplasm. The transcript is spliced from 5 exons. Lineage: Eukaryota; Metazoa; Chordata; Actinopteri; Syngnathiformes; Syngnathidae. The coding region runs from base 507 to 1091 and encodes 194 amino acids. The record is from RefSeq and is a predicted model, not a curated record.